AUGCAAGGCACCGCAGCACCAAACGAAAACCGCCGACGGGGCACGUGCUCGGUGACGGAUUGCACCAACCAGGUGUACGCGCGGCAAUUGUGCUGCCGCCAUGGGGCCAAGAAGCAGUGCAUUGUCACCGGCUGCUCCCUCCGUGCGCGGCUCAACGACGUGUGCUUCAAGCACGGAGCCCAAAAGAAGCAGUGCAUCGAGCAAGGAUGCGCGCAGCCAGCGCAAGCCCGGCAGCGCUGCGUCAAGCACGGCGGUGGUCGCCAUUGCAAGGUCAACGGAUGCUUUGCACACUCCCGAGUGGGAGGGUUCUGCCAACGACACCGCCUCCCUGGAUCGUUGCUGGAAACGAUGGACAUGAGCUGGGACGAGUCCAAGGCCCACAACGACCGAUCGUAUUCAGUGGCGUCGAAUAGCGAUGUGUGUGCAUCAGCAGACACGUCCGCGGUGGUGUUGGACCCGUGGGUUCUGUGUCUGGUGGACCCCAUCAGAUUGAAUCAACAUACCUGCUGCUGGAGCAAUCUCAGCGAAGAAGACAGUGCCAUGAUGCAGGACAUCUUUGGGUUGCUGGCAAAUUAGGCAAGAGUUGAUGCAGCGCACCCAGGUUAUACUGUACCCCUUCGGUAGUAUUGGACAAAUCACUAUCACCAUGCUAAGCCGUAGACUCCACGACUGACAAAGCAAAUGGGAAUGGCGACUUGCUGACGUAUACUUCAUUCAGAAUGAAGUACCCUCGGAACACAGUCAGUCGGUAGGUUUACCUGCCCAAGGUUUGAGGCUAGAGGCUACAUUUAUACCCUCAAGUUUCGUUAACCUCUGCUAGGUACAGUACAACUAUAGUUAUAGCGCACUACAAGGACUCGGGCGAGGCUUGUGCACUGCGAAAUCAGCUGCGCAACACAGUUAAUGUUAACAUUUUUCAUUCGACGACGCAA
Molecule: messenger RNA, 932 nt
Organism: Aphanomyces astaci
Lineage: Eukaryota; Oomycota; Saprolegniomycetes; Saprolegniales; Verrucalvaceae
Exons: 2
Source: RefSeq, a predicted model, not a curated record